Molecule: messenger RNA, 873 nt
Organism: Erigeron canadensis
Lineage: Eukaryota; Viridiplantae; Streptophyta; Magnoliopsida; Asterales; Asteraceae
Product: transcription factor bHLH117-like
Exons: 1
Biological process (GO): regulation of DNA-templated transcription
Molecular function (GO): protein dimerization activity; DNA-binding transcription factor activity
Source: RefSeq, a predicted model, not a curated record
AUGGAUCAAUCUCUCCUAUCUCUUGUCGCCGGAAAACACACCGCCGGCGACGACAACAACAUCUCACCGGAAAAAAUCCCCUACUACGACCUAUCACAAAUCUACCACAAUUAUUACUUCCUUUCUUCUGCCUUUCAGUUUCCGUACAUCCCAUCCUACAAUUUCCCCAACAACAACAUAUAUCUUGAUGAUCAUAUAGUUGACUACUACUGUUCCUUAACCAACCAAACAUUCAAAAAACCCAGACCCGAACCCGAAAUAACUCCGUAUCAGUACUUCACUCCAACACUUGUCUUAAAUAAUGAGUUACCUAGUCUAGAUGAUCCCUAUUCACUAGAACACGUCAUCACCGACCCAUCUUUUACUAACUACAGCAAACCAACUGAGCCGAAUCCGGUUCAACAACCCCAAAAAAAACAAGAAUCGAACCGGGUUCGGGUUAACAAGGAAAAAAUGCGAAUAAGGCGAAAAAACAUUAGCGACAAAACAAUGUAUUUGAAAAAUCUGUUACCGUCGAGGGACAAAAAGAUGGAGAUGGCAACUGUUUAUGCUGAAGCGAGUAAGUACAUAAAGUAUUUGAAAGCACAAAUUAAGGUGUUGGAAGCAAUGCCUACUGUUGGUGAUAAUCAUGGGUAUAAUGGGUCGUGUUCGGGUUCGAAUUUCGGGGGUGAUGAAAGUGAUAGUAGUGGUGGUGAUGUAGAUGGGUGUGGGGGAAAGUUGAGAAAAUUGAAAAGGGGUGAGUUGUUGGAGGUUUUGGUGAAUUCUAAGUCUGCUCAAAGAAUGAUGUGUUCCAUUGGUUUUUGUGUUUAUUCUGUUGAACAGAAGUUGUUGCUUAAGGAACUUGAUGAUAAGCAUUUGUUGUCUACUGAUCCU